Messenger RNA from Podarcis raffonei (Aeolian wall lizard), 1457 nucleotides. RefSeq names its product solute carrier family 25 member 14 (gene SLC25A14). The record is from RefSeq and is a predicted model, not a curated record. Gene Ontology annotation, biological process: transmembrane transport; mitochondrial transport. The transcript has 9 exons. NCBI's taxonomy places the organism in Eukaryota, Metazoa, Chordata, Lepidosauria, Squamata, Lacertidae. Gene Ontology annotation, cellular component: mitochondrial membrane. Bases 182 to 1054 code for a protein of 290 amino acids.
CGCGGGUAGCGAAAGCCUUACUCCUCCCCCUCCCUCCUGCUUUUUGGCCUUUGCCGGUUGCCGUCGCCGCUCUUUCUCUCUCCUCAGCAGGAGCGCCGCCGUGCGAAAGAAAGAGCCAGGCUGCUCUGGGGAAAAGGAGCGGGGGUGGGGGCGUCCCUGCCGGCUCCCGUCCUCAGCCGCAAUGUCGGUCCUGAGCUGGAAGCCGUUCGUCUACGGCGGCCUGGCCUCGCUCGUCGCUGAGUUCGGAACGUUUCCUGUGGAUCUCACCAAAACACGGCUUCAAGUCCAAGGCCAAAGCAUUGAUGCCCGUUUCCGAGAGAUCAAGUAUCGGGGCAUGUUCCAUGCCUUGUUUCGCAUCUCCAGGGAAGAAGGCAUUCUUGCACUCUACUCUGGGAUCGCUCCAGCCUUGUUAAGACAAGCAUCUUAUGGCACAAUAAAGAUUGGUAUAUACCAGACUUUGAAGCGACUUUUUGUGGAUCGAUUAGAAGAUGAAACAUUACUACUAAAUGUUAUAUGUGGAGUUGUGUCAGGGGUGAUCUCCUCUGCGCUGGCAAAUCCAACAGAUGUACUGAAGAUCCGAAUGCAGGCUCAGGGCAGUCUGUUUCAAGGAGGAAUGAUUGGAAGCUUCAUAGACAUCUACCAGCAGGAAGGCACGCGGGGGCUAUGGAGAGGUGUUGUCCCUACUGCUCAGAGAGCUGCCAUAGUUGUGGGAGUCGAAUUGCCAGUCUAUGACAUCACCAAGAAGCACUUGAUCCUUUCAGGACUUGUGGGGGACACAAUCCUUGCCCACUUCAUUUCCAGUUUUACAUGUGGGCUGGCUGGUGCCGUUGCUUCAAAUCCAGUGGAUGUGGUGCGGACACGUAUGAUGAAUCAAAGGGCCAUUGUGGGGACCGUUGACCUCUACAGGGGUACACUGGAUGGUCUGGUAAAGACAUGGAAAAGUGAGGGCUUCUUCGCGCUUUACAAAGGAUUCUGGCCAAAUUGGUUGCGGCUUGGCCCCUGGAACAUCAUUUUUUUUAUCACCUACGAGCAGCUGAAGAGGCUCCCUUUCUAGGGGCCAGAUCAGAUUGGUGAUUCAGCUGCCCUUCUUGCUCACCUGUUCCUGCAUCUUCAUGUCUUUUUGCCUAUGCGGACUGAGGCCUACCAUCCCCACUCCUGAAUGCUCAGGCCUCGGGAGCAUAGCUUGGAUGAGAAGGGGGAUGUUGGGGCCAGUGAUAUUCAGUGCUUUCCCAUAAAGGGAAAGUUGGAGAGCAAGGGGGAGAGAAUGCAUAGGGCUGAGUCUGUAUCUUCUGUGAAGAGCUGUGUGAGUUUGAGGUCUUUCAGAGUGCAGCUUAUUGCAAUGUGGAUUUUGCAGUAAGCUGUGCCUUCCCCUUAACUUGUGCAAGGGGGAAAUUCAAAGGAGCUGCUGCAUUCCCUUCCAUUGUCAUGUUACCUUAAUAAACUAUUUAUUGGAGCUA